AUGACAAAAAUAUUUUUUAGAAAUUUUCGUGUGUCUUGCUUACAAUUAAAUAAAUGUAAUUAUGCUACUGCACCUAAUGCAAUAGCAACCAUUAAAUUAAAUAAUAAAGAGUACGUUACUGAUGAUUACACGAAUGUGACUCCAAAGAUUUUAUCGUAUUUGAAUCGUAAUUUGCAUUUAAAAAAAGACAACCCCUUAUCUUUAGUUCGGCAACGAAUUGUGAAUUAUUUUUAUUCCUCUUUUACGCAUAGAGGUAAUCCGACUUUUAGUGUGUAUGAAAAUCUAUCUCCUGUGGUCACGACAAAACAAAAUUUCGAUGAUUUGUUGAUACCAGAAAACCAUCCAAGCAGGACUAAAUCUGAUUGUUAUUAUAUUAAUCGCAAGACGUUGCUACGGGCACACAUGACUGCUCACCAGAGUGAACUUCUUCGUUCAGGGCUGGAUAACUUCCUUAUGAUAGGUGAUGUGUACAGAAGGGACGAAAUUGAUUCAACACAUUUUCCAGUAUUUCAUCAAAUAGAUGCAGUACGGUCUCAACGUAAAGAACAGUUGUUUCAAGAUUUUCCAGAUUUGGAACUGUUUGAACCAACAUUUGAUCCACAAAACCCUCAUAUAUUCACAAAUUCUAUAAAAGACCCCAAUAAACAGAGUUGCCAUACAUUGGAAGCCACAAAGCUAAUGGAGGCACAGCUUAAAAACCACCUUAUUGGUUUAGUGCAAACGCUGUUUGGUGAUAAUAUAAAACACAGAUGGGUUGAAGCAUAUUUUCCAUUUACACAUCCAUCUUGGGAACUAGAAAUCUUUUACGAAAACAAUUGGUUGGAAGUUUUGGGCUGUGGUAUUGUACGUAAUGAAAUAUUGGCAAAUGCCGGGCCAAAUAAUACAAUAGCAUAUGCAUUUGGUUUGGGAUUAGAAAGAAUUGCUAUGGCAUUAUAUAAAAUUCCAGACAUUCGAUUAAUGUGGAGUAAAGAUUCUGGUUUCUUAUCACAGUUUGAGGAUAAGGCAUUAAAUGAAAGAAUUACAUACAAACCUGUGUCAUCUUAUCCUCAGUGUGUAAAUGAUAUCUCAUUUUGGCUUCCUCCCAACCUAACUAUUGACACAUUUACUAGCAAUGAUUUUUACGACUUAGUGAGAGAUGUUGGAGGAGAUAUUAUAGAACAGGUGAAGCUCAAGGAUAAAUUUGUACAUCCAAAAUCAAAGAAACAUAGUCUAUGCUACAGCAUUAUUUAUAGACACUUAGAACGUACCCUUAAACAGGCUGAAGUCAAUGAAGUGCACAAGGAGAUAGAAAAAGCAGCUGUAAAGGCUUUUAAUGUUAUCAUAAGAUAA
Parnassius mnemosyne (clouded apollo) is the source of this 1329-nucleotide messenger RNA. The record is from the annotation of a GenBank genome assembly. Lineage: Eukaryota; Metazoa; Arthropoda; Insecta; Lepidoptera; Papilionidae.